AGUUUAUUGAAAGCGCAGAAUCCGUGAGCUACUGACGUGUUUCGCUCGAGCGCAUCGCGCAUCUCCCAGAUACGACCUACGAUCUCCACCUCGCUCGCUCGCACCCGCCCUCCGCGCAUAGCACCCUCUCGCUCGCGCACCGAAGUGAUCGUGAUAUCGUGCCGCGGAUUUUAUUCCGAUUGAGAAAAGGCGGUGAAAAUAUUACACAUUAUAGUUGUCGGCUUCGAUUGCGUCGCCAGCGAUUUUGUCAUCGCGAUCAUUGUUGGCCGGAUCGACGGCUCCUACGCGAUAUAAUUGUAUUCCCGCCGAUCUUGCUGCUAUCCCCUUUGGGCAAUGCCCAAUUCCAAAUUGUUAAUUGCGUGACAAAUUCGAAAAGGGGUUAAUAUAUUUAGAAAACGCGAAGCUCCGGCUCACCCACGAGAUAAUGCAGUUCGAUCCGAAGCCACGAUGCGGUGGCAGCGUGGUUAGCUUUACCGUUAUGCUGCUGCUGAUCAUCGGCGCCGAUUUCGCCGCUGGAAGGCCUGAUGUGCGCGAGUCGCCCUUCGCCCUCAAUCUGCAGCCUCCGCUGUUGCAGUCGGACGUAACCUUCAGCUCAGGCCAGGGGGGUGGUGCCGGGCCGAAGGCCAUCGACAGCUACGGCAACCCCAUCGACGCGCUGAGACCCAUCGACACGCCCGACGGGCGCAAGGUGGUCAGCGCCCAGGGCGUUCAGUUUGAGAUACCCACGUACGCCUCGGGAAUAACGGAGAUCCGGCGGCCGGCCGAUGAUCUUUUGCCGCCACACAUUGGUGAGUUGACCUCCACGCGAGCAGCGGCUGCCAGCGGAGCCACCAGCAGAACGGAAACGGAAAUGAGGACCAGGACGUUACACGAAACUAAAACUAAAACUAAAACCGAAAACAAUGCCUCGACAGCACCGCACACAACCAGUAGUCGUAGAAAUAGUAUAAAUAGCACUAGCACCCGCACCGCACUAGCCGCACCCAUUAGCACCACUAACAAACUGGCCAAGCGUGAAUCGCUGGGCGUCCAGUUCCCCAUUGCACCACCCAGUAACCGCCACGCCCCACCCCCCUUCUCACUGAUCAAACUGAAUCCCUUUGCCGCCCUGGACUCUCCAAUCACCCAGAUCGGUACCCACUCGAGUCCAAGUCCACUUCCCAGUCUUUGUCCCAGUCCCAGUCCCAAGCACAGUCCUAUUGUCAGUUCCCUAGCCACAGCCACAGUCCCAACCAACGCGAAUUGCUCGAAAUACUCAAUUCCGAAUCCUCUCCAAUCAGAUGCCAUCGCUGUGGGCCUGGAACCCAGCACCGAUCAGAAACCGAAUCCGAACUCAUUCACUGGCACAGCAUCAGCAUCUGCACCAGCACCACUUCCAGCCACAUCACUAACACCGCCCCUCCAUGAUCCACCAUCACCCGACACGACGACCACCGCGGAUGUGGAGGUGGAGCAGGCGCAUCUGGUGCCGCUCCCACAGGAGGAAAAGGAGGUGGAAUCUCUGCCCGAUUAUAUCCGGGAGCUGCAGCGCGAGGAUGCAAACAUUGGCGGUCCUGUGGAGUGGAAACCAGCUGCCGAUGGAGCUCCGCUCAGUGUGAUUGCCUGGGAUCUGUUGCCACCGCAUCGAAACCAGGAUAAUAAAGAUCAGGCUCAGGAGCCAACUAUCAUUACUGAGGCGCAGCAGCAGCCUGCUAAGAAGGUCCAGGGUAUUGUGGAUCCAAUUAGCCACAACAUUCGCAUCAGUCUGAGCAGUGGCAAUGCUUUAAGCCCAGUGGCACCAACUGAGCAACUACAGGCACAGUCGCAGGACAACCUCCACAACGAUGGACCGGCCGAUCAUGGCACCAAUGCCCAUGUAGGCACAACCACACCCAGCAAUCCGGGUCGAUUCCCAAAUCGCCAGAGAGGCACAGCUCACUACAGCACCACCAGGAGCAGUAGUACUACCCUAAGAUCGCGCAUCAGCACCACAACCACUAAGGCCACAACAACCACAGCUAGGACCACAACAACUACACCUAGGACCACUACAACCACACCUAGGACCACCACAACCACUAGGAGGACCACAACAACUACCACCACUACAGCGAAACCCGAAACGCGCACUGCCAACCCGGUAGCCAGCACUAUUGGCACGACCGAGGAUCCAUCCACCUUUUUUCGCUUGGAGAACGAGGAGGCCUAUGCCUAUACCCUGCCCACGUGGCUGCAGGAGGUCACCGAUCCGGAUCUGGAUGUGGCCGUCACCUUCGAAGUGCCCACCGAUAAUGAUCAGUAUAACCACACGCUGGCCAACGAUUUGGAGCCACCAUUUGAGCCCUUCGUAGAUCUGGGAAAUAUUCAGCUGACACCACCACCCACUGACAGGCCAACCACCACAAGCACAACAACCACGACAACCACCACCACCACGCCGGCACCAACAACGACAACUACAACCACAACAACAACGCCACGAACAACGACAACCACAACCACUCGUCGUCCGAGCACGCAGCGAACUACCAAAGCACCCAUACCACCCACUCACAGCACCCAAGAGCACCCAGAACCACCGCCAGUGAAACUGACCACAAUCACCACCCACCACGCAGAUAACACGCCGGAGGAUUCGAGCAGCAGUGGCAGUAGCAGCACUACCACUUUCGUCAACACCACUCCAAUCCCGUUGGAUGCUGGCAACCCAUUCGAUUCGGCCACCAUUCCCGCCUGGCUGCGUGACUUCGACUAUCCGGAUGUCGGCCCGGGCGUGCCCUUUGACCCGGACAACUUUGGAACAGCGUCAGCCAGCAGCACCCGUAACCCCACCAAUCCGACUCGUCCCCCUACCGUCCCGCCCGUCUCCUCCGCUUUUCCAUCCAAAGUCACGCUUCCGCUUCCAGGCAGCAGCAUCAGUAGCAGUAGCAGUGAGGAACCGCAGCUGGUACUCGUUCCGCCCGCUGACCGCUCGGAGGCCGCUUCUGGUUCCGACUCCCACUUCGGCCCCAAUCCUGGACAACUGACCCAUCCCACUUCCAACUCUGUCACGCCUUUUGCAGCCCGCUUUGAGCCAUCGGCCAGCAGCUCCAGCUCCCAGAGCGUUGAACCCUUCCCACCCAGCAAGGUGGAGUACAGCAAGAGCGACGAGGGCAAGGUCAUUAGCACGCCGGUCACCAACAAUCAGCGAAAAACGGAGACUGUUGCACCUCCAGCUAGCAACACCGGGAAGUACACGGGAGGAUUUGGUGCACCGCCGGGCCUACUACGCCCACAGUCGACCAAUCCUUCGGGCUCCAAUUCCAAUCCGAGGCCCGGCUCCGACAUCUAUGUGGCGGGCAACCAACACGAGUUCAGCAGUGUUUUGAAGGCGAACAAGGCGCGACCCACCGUGAAUCCGGGUCGCUACAACGGCGGAUUCGGGGCGCCAACGGGAGUUCUUUCGCCUCAAUCGCAGGCGGCGCCACGUCCCUUCCAGCCCAUUAACCAGCGAACAGAGCACAGGGAACAGUCAUCCGGUGGCAACCGGAGGACGGAGAGCCGUUUUGGUGGACCACCCGGCAUUCUCGUGCCCUUCGACAACGUGCAGCGAACUGGGGGGCAAUAGAAGGCAGUCCAGGAGUCCGCAAAUACUUUAAAUUAUUUAUAGCCCAUGUACAUGUACCUAUGCUAGAGCUAAGUAAACUAACUGACCCGCGGGUCACCACAGUACUUGCACAAUAAAAAGUCUCGGAACUAUACAUAUAGUCGAAUGCUA
Drosophila sechellia is the source of this 3736-nucleotide messenger RNA. RefSeq names its product flapper (gene flap). The coding region runs from base 425 to 3586 and encodes 1053 amino acids. The record is from RefSeq and is a predicted model, not a curated record. Lineage: Eukaryota; Metazoa; Arthropoda; Insecta; Diptera; Drosophilidae. The transcript is spliced from 3 exons.